ACGACAUGAACCAACAGUUGAUCGACUUGAGUCGUUCCCGCCUCACAAAAAGUUAAUGGAGCGCGCUCACUGCGUAGAAGAAAAAAAGUCACUAUCUUCAGUAUCAGUCUAAACAAAAAUACACUAUUAAGUACCGUGUUUUAUUCGGUCUAUCUACUUGGUUCUUCGUUCAGUUCACAGAUGCAAAUGAUGAUUAUUUCGGGUCUGGGGCUGUCCAAGCGUUGGUUCUUGUCACACGCAUCUUGCGUAAUUUUUGGCCUCGUGAUUUGCUCUUCAUGCUUGUGGCAAGGAUGCAAUGCUAGCUCAAUUCGCGGUAAAUGGAUUCGUGCACGGGGCAGUCGUCACGAACAUCUGGGUACUAGGCGCUUUUUCGAUCGCGCUAGUACAGAGAGAACAAAAGAUGUACUUGGAACUAAUCGUGAUGCAACGCUGGCGACUCGUCGUGGGGUGUCGUGCGUGCUUAAUGAAGAUCCGCUGACACGAGGUGGCGGGAAACGAGAAAUGCAUUCAGGUUCAACUAGCCGGGAGCAACAGCGCAGGGUCGCGGCGUCCAUACGGGCUGCUGGUAUGCGGUGCACAACUAAGUCCUUCGGCAGGCGACGCAGAGGAGGAUUUCUUAAUCGAUUGAAACGGUCCACACGUUCACUGCGGUUUCGUUCCGGUGUAUCGCUGUGCUCAGUCGCAACGUCCGAAGACGGACGCCCUUUAGGUGAUGAGAUCAUUACUACGCAUGAUGCGCGAGAGCUGCCUCGUUCGCACAUGGACGACAGGGUGUGCCAACAGAGGAAUGAGCCUCCUCGAGUUCUUCAGCCUAUUCGAAGCGGAAGCAAAACCGGGGAACCGGGAACUCCAACGCGAACGGCAGCGCUAGGAGCUCCAACGAGAGCCCCAUUCUCAUUUGGUCCGCAAGUCAAGAGUCCCUGUGACGGCACUCCGGUCCUCGACACAGAUCUCGCUGUCGUCGUAUCGGAUCAGGUAUCCAUCAACGCUCCGAUUCCCCCGAAUACAUCUGGUUCGCCACGCGGCACAGUGACUGAGAUGCAGCCUGGAUAUCAAGACGAACGAUAUCAAGGAGCAGAUGGAGAGUCCGAAACUACGCAAGCUGAAUUGGACACAGCAUGUGGAGUUGCAGCUGCGUACUUCCCGUUCGGACAAGCAGAUUGUCCGGCACUCGCGUCCUCGGAAGCGGAAGCCCAACCAUGCUGUACUCGAACAUCACUUCUCCUGGUUCCAGGAUCUUCCUGUACCGGCUACGCGAUUCUUAAGGCUCAGAAAUUAAUAUCGUGGAGGUCUAUGUUUCAGGCAGAAUAUAAAUGUACAGAGUAGCGACUCUACCCCUUUAGGAAUUGAGGUCUCGCGCUGCCUUGUGUGCGUGAUGCAAGAUAUACCUUGAGAUUGUUCUACUAACUUCGUGUUCUAAGAUAUCAUCAUCAGCGGAGCGCGCCAGCUGUGUUGCCGUCUUGGCGCAGAAGUUUUCGCAUCCACCCAGUAAAGUGCAACGCGCGGUCGCCGUUGGCACCGCCGUCUUGCAAGACUUAGUACCUCCAGCGCUUCUGGCAGGAGCGGCUUACGCUCUCACUGCAUAUGCGGGAAACGCCCUUGUCGAGGCAAUGGACUCGGCCCAGCCCGAAUUGGCGGCUCUGGCAAAGGACGCGGCCGCAUUAUGGUACUCAUCGGCUUCGAGCACGGGGACGACGGCUGCCGUUGAGGGGGUACUAGUGUCUCAGCUAACCGUUUUACUUAGAAGCUUCUAGGCAAAGCCAUAGAAUGAGCGCUUGUUUUUCUCUGCUGUGCUUCUAUCUUUCUUCUACUGCUUCCCCUUCGCCAUAAUCACCGCAGGCAACGGGUCAGAUUCUGUUGGAGGGUCUGAAAUUGAUUCCUUUUGUUGGACCCUUUGUCGAGUCCGGAUUAAAAACCGCAGCUGGGAGUGCCACCGGGCAGUGGGUCGCGGAUACUGCGGGUUGGCUGCUAGCGCGUGCCCUGGGGCGUGAGAUCGCUGCUCAGAGCGGCAAGUCACUUGUCAUGGAAGCAUCAACAAGGUUGCUACAGUUUGCCAGAGCCACUUUGGUUCCGUUUUUGGCGAAGAGUGCGGCCUUUUGCGUCGGCGGACGCGCGCUAUUUGCACGGGGCUGCAACUGCUGCGCUCCCAGCGACCCUCGCGGCGCGUGCCCCUUAACUACUUGUGUGGGAGGUUGGUGCGGCCGUUCAUCUUCGAACUGUGGAGCGCUGCCAUCGGUGCGCCGGCAGGUGCGUCACAUGAUGCUGCUGCAACCGCCGGGACGCAUUGGCCAGUGUUGGACAGAGCAUGCUAGAAAACGCGAGCGUGACCGAUUGAAUCGAGCAGCACAGGAGAAAGUUCCGCGAUCCCGCGGCUGUACUAGUUUAGAACUGAACACAUCACCACUUGUCGCGAAGAUUGACGGAGACACGAUUACAACUUCAGAUUUGCCUUACGAUUCGGCCAGUUUGGUGCUUUCCUCACGCGACAGUGAACGAAACGCUUAUCGAGGAUCAUCUUCCCGUCACCAAGGCUCGCUCGUAAGGUUCGGCGGGGAUACGAGACCCCUCCUUCUAUCUACCAUCAGAGCUUCAGAAGACAGCCCGGAAGAGCUCGCGUCUUCCAGCGCAGAGGCAGAGGACGGAAUAAACCUCCAAUUUUUCCCAAGAGAGAAGAAACCGCGUGCAUUUGAAGAAACAUCUCCACGGGUUUCCCAACUGGCGAUCGAGGAUGCGCCAUGGGAACUGACGACCAAACGACCUCGGCUGCAGCGAGAGUACCCUUCUUCUGGUGCUGAAGAUAACGUACCUGUCGAUGAUGUUGAGUCGCGUAUGCAUAGCAGACACGAUGGAAGCGCAAGUUCUCGUUUUUCACGUGGUGGUGAGAAUGCCAUGGUUGGAAGUGGAAACUUACAUCUAAGCGAUUCAUGUGGUCAUUCUGACGCGCCCUUAACCGAGUCCUUUCGGUCGUUGACCAUAGAAGACGAGUCGGAGAACGAGCACGGGUUCUAUGAAAGGUCGAAGGACAACAUGUGUACUGAUUGCUGCACACUCUCGAUGGAAGAUAACAGUGCGGCGACGGACGCGUGUUCUUUGUCGGCCGACCAACAUGUGAGAAGCUUGGGUCUUCCAGUGGUAGAAGAAGAGAAUCUAGAUAAUUACAGCGGUAUAACUAGUGGCACAGGUACAACUAGUGACAUGUCCUCCUCCAUGGCUGCGGCACCAGAAGACGAAGGCGUCGCGGCCUUUGUUGACAUCCACGGCGAUACUGCCAAACGCGAGUUGGUGAUGGGUCAGGUUGUUCGCGUUGUUCUUCGGAAUGGGGAGUAUUUGGUCAACCCGCAGCCUGUGUGGCUAGUCCCUUCCUCCGCAUCUUCCUCGUCAGAACAAGAGAAAGAUCCGGUACUACUGUAUCCACUUUUAGUAGAAUAUUCUCAAUCUCCUGCAGCACAGACGGACGCAGAUUUAUUUGGUGUUUCUUCUAGUACUGGCGAAAUCGAAAAGACAAGCGAGAGCGACGACACGGUCUCUUCGACGGAGAAUGCGGACUCCGUAACAACGCCUGCUUUUUGCGUGGAUGAGGAUAUUGUUGAUGAGGCGAUAGAUUCUCGUCUGUCUUGUAGUGAAUCCACGCAGGACGAGUUCUUGAGUCUUCCUCGGCCAGUUAUUGCUCCGACAUCGAUCGGCGGUGGAGUAUACUUCGUCGUGGCGAGGGCGUCGGCACUGCGCGGGCUCCUGAGUGAACAAUGCUGGGACAGAACGACCUGUCUGGCAAUCCAGAAACACCUAGCGUACACGAUCCUAACAUACGAAGGCCGCCUUCCAUCAUCUGAGAUAGGUCUUGAUGAAUCAUCUGAGGUUGCAUGCGAAGCACCUGGCGAGGCGUCUAACGUGCUAUCUUCAUCUGAGGAGCCUGACGCACCAGAAUGACGCGGCUGCUGCCGUAUUUCGAGAAAUUCUAAAGCAUCGUGGUCAAAUCUUCUUGUUAGCACAUAAACAUAUUCAUAUUUCUAUUUCAUGAUUGAUGAAGAUCACCUUUUGGAAGAUGAGUGUAUUCUUUUUGCCAGUCGUAGAUUCAUUUCUGCUUCAAAAUCUUUAAGUAUCGCAAAAUCCAAACUCUUCCGUUACAGCUCGAUGUUCCGCUGUCUCUUUGAAAGACAGUACUAGGAUUGUCCCUCCUGAUUUCAACUAUAUUUAUAUAUAAUAUUGCAGUCUGCAGACCAUUAAACUUGAACUCCCUAUCAUGUCGAGCCUCGAACCGCUACACUGGUGGAAGAUGUGCCGCAUUCUCUUUUCUGUGUCCUGCGAAACUUAUAAAUAUUACUUGAGAAUAAGAUCUAGCAAAACACAUUCAUACAUUGUAUAAAUCUUCUUGCAAAUUAGUGUCGAUGGAGUUCUUGGAUAAAGGAGAAGCACAUUGGCCGAGGAAGGAAGCGCUAACUUGAUUCUACGACCAAUUUACUAAGAAACAUUCGAAUCAAGCUCCGUGUGGAUAGAGAUGUCAUGAAUUUCUUGAGAAUAAAUCACUUCGUUCCCUCCAUCGAGGGCGAUUGCGAGAAGCCUGAUGACAAAUGAAUCUCAUCAGUCAAUGAAAUGGAGACGACAGUAAAUCACAACUAGGAUCCUAAUUUGUUUGAUUCUUUUGAAAUUCUUUAGCUACGUAAUAACUCUAUGCCACCGAAAAAAGGCACAGGCUUCGACUGUGAAGAUGUUCGCAUUGAUGUUCUUGCGAUGUUAGCAACUAAGUAGAAAGAUUCUGACGUCUACAAUCUUAUCAUUUCUGUUGAUUGCUUGAAAGUGCACUGAGGGUGAUCUUCUUUGUGGAGAAACAUUGCUCUACUUUUAUGUGGCUGCAUGCCAUCCAUCGUCGUGAAU
Molecule: messenger RNA, 4872 nt
Organism: Amoebophrya sp. A25
Lineage: Eukaryota; Dinophyceae; Syndiniales; Amoebophryaceae
Source: the annotation of a GenBank genome assembly